Messenger RNA from Musa acuminata AAA Group (dessert banana), 562 nucleotides. RefSeq lists its product as uncharacterized. Gene Ontology annotation, biological process: protein secretion; intracellular transport. The transcript has 4 exons. NCBI's taxonomy places the organism in Eukaryota, Viridiplantae, Streptophyta, Magnoliopsida, Zingiberales, Musaceae. Bases 142 to 306 code for a protein of 54 amino acids. The record is from RefSeq and is a predicted model, not a curated record.
AGAAUAUGACUGUGUGAGGGGCUAAAAUAAAAAUUGCAUCGUGUAUUCCUCCUCUGCUUCGUGCUCAUUAAGAAAGAAUAUGACGAGCUCGGCCGCCGCCCAUGGUGAUGAAAACCUCGAUCAGGCCCUGAAUCGCCUCCCAUGUCGGCGCUGUUCAAUUUCCACUCGUUCCUGACGGUGGUGCUGCUGGUGAUCUGCACCUGCACCUACAUCAAGAUGCAGUUCCCUGCCAUCCUCGAGAGGAAGACCGGGUUUCGUGGCUUCUUCUGGAAGGCAGCUAGAAUAGACACUGUAGGAACUUGCUGAAGUUUGUGUAUUCAUCUGACAACCAUCUCAAUUUUAAUCAGGUGAACGCCUAAGCCCCUGGGUAGCCUUUGGAUGCUUUGCAAUGGGUAUUUCUAUAAUUAUUUUCUGAAGAAUUGGAGGUGGAUUUGAUAUUUCAGUAUCUUGUGAAACCUUAAGCUGGCAUCAGUUUCUUUUACAUGUGUAAUAUACCAUUCGCUUGCAGUGUUGGAUGAUAUAUUUUUUGUCCAUGGAGAGUGCCAUGACUUUCCUUUUUUUA